Molecule: messenger RNA, 405 nt
Organism: Striga asiatica
Lineage: Eukaryota; Viridiplantae; Streptophyta; Magnoliopsida; Lamiales; Orobanchaceae
Source: the annotation of a GenBank genome assembly
AUGGCGACGCCGGAGAUGAUAAAUGUUUAUAAUAAUAUUAAUAAGAAUAUUUCAGAGGAGGAUUUGAGAGUCGUGAGGGAAGAAGAAGGGAUACCGGAGCUGGAAGAUGAGAGAGAAUGUGCAGUUGAGAGAAAGAGGAGUGAUUUGGAGAAAGAGAAGGAAAAUGGAGUUGAAGUUGUGGAGAGUGAAGUGGGUGGUGGUGCUAAAAUGCACCGGGCUGAGGAAAGGCAAAACGAGGUUUUGAAUGUGAUCGACACGCCGGGGAGAGGGCGAGAGCUUUUGGAGGCUUUGAAAGACAUUGAAGAUCAUUUUAUGGUAGCUUAUGAUGCUGGAAAGGAAGUUUUCAGAAUGUUGGAGUGUAAUAGGGUGCAUUUGCAGUCUAAUAUGGAGGAAAUUAAAGGUUGA